CCUUCUGAAUGGCUGGUAGUUGGUUACCCUGAUUGUACCUCUACCUCCCCUCCCCCUCCACGUGACGACCCAGGACACAUGCGCACCCGACGCAGCCCGGCACAUCUGCAGACUGACGUCAGUGUGCUCUGCCUCCGAGGAAAAGCUGCCAAAAUUUUCUCCUGCUGCAAUUCAAGUUGGCUGGGGGCCGGUAGUGAGAUCUAGGGCUACUUCAACAAAACUUUGCUGCCCUUCCUGCUCCUCUUGUCUUCUUUUCUCUUGAUACCCUUUGAUGCUCUUCACAUGUUAUUUGCAUAGCAAAGGCACUAAGCUGUCCAGGAAGAGAGGGCACCACUUCCACCCCCAAUAAGCCUUUUUUUCCCCUUCCUUCUUUCUUUUUUUCCUUUCCUUUUUUUUUUUUUUUUUUUCCAGAGGGGGGGUCGAGAGAGAAAGGGGAUUUGCAAAGGCAGCAUCUCUGGAUGGUAGCCUGGAUGUGUUGAUGGCAUCUCUUUUAUUGCCAAAUCGCAAAGUCCGUUCUCUAAAGCCCGGUUUAGCCAGACUAUAGGGUUUUAUUCUGGCUGCAGAAUAAGUAACUGACUGCUGUGGCUUUGCAAAGGGGGGCAGAAAAAAAGAGAGAGAGAGAGAGAGAGAGAGAGAGAGAGAGAGAGGAGAGAGUACGUGAGUCGUCCAGUGCAAUCUCUAUUGUUUGAAACUUACUUUUUAUCAGAAUUUGAAGAUGAAAACGGUUAAAAAAUGGCCAUACUUUAGUAACUAAUCAGUCAAAUGCUUUGCUUGUGAAAAUUUUACCAUCAUUCUUUUGUUUCCUUUUGGAUUGAAAAAAUGAAUCCAGAUACAGAAGAAAGUAUGGGAUGUUGGAAAAAAGUACCUGUUGAACAGUGGAACAUCUAAUAAUUAAUUUGCAAGAAAUUUUACAGAAAUAAAAUUGUUAUGCUUCGAUUUUGGUAUGGUAUUGACUCUCUAGCACAUAGGUAGCCCUCCAAAAAAAUCAUCUAGUUUUCUAAAUUAUGGAAAUUUUGUGGAAGACGUUGACCUGGAUUUUGAGCCUUAUCAUGGCUUCAUCGGAAUUUCAUAGUGACCACAGGCUUUCAUACAGUUCUCAAGAGGAAUUCCUGACUUAUCUAGAACACUACCAGCUAACUAUUCCAAUAAGGGUUGAUCAAAAUGGAGCUUUUCUCAGCUUUACUGUGAAAAAUGAUAAACACUCCAGGAGAAGACGGAGUAUGGACCCUAUCGAUCCACAGCAGGCAGUAUCUAAGUUAUUUUUUAAACUUUCAGCCUAUGGCAAGCACUUUCACCUAAACUUGACUCUCAACACAGAUUUCGUGUCCAAACAUUUUACAGUAGAAUAUUGGGGGAAAGAUGGACCCCAGUGGAAACAUGAUUUUUUAGACAACUGUCAUUACACAGGAUAUUUGCAAGAUCAACGUAGUACAACUAAAGUGGCUUUAAGCAACUGUAUUGGGUUGCAUGGCGUUAUUGCUACAGAAGAUGAAGAAUAUUUUAUUGAACCAUUAAAGAAUACCACAGAGGAUUCCACACAUUUUAGUUAUGAAAAUGGUCAUCCUCAUGUUAUUUACAAAAAAUCUACCCUCCAGCAACGACAUCUGUAUGAUCACUCUCAUUGUGGGGUUUCAGACCUCAUAAGAAGUGGCAAACCUUGGUGGCUGAAUGACACAUCUACUUUUCCUUCUUCACUACCAAUUAAUGGCACGCAUAUCCGCCACAGACAGAAGAGAUCAGUAAGCAUUGAGCGGUUUGUGGAGACAUUGGUAGUGGCAGACAAAAUGAUGGUGGGCUACCAUGGCCGCAAAGACAUUGAACAUUACAUUUUGAGUGUGAUGAAUAUUGUUGCCAAACUUUACCGUGAUUCCAGCCUAGGAAACGUUGUGAAUAUUAUAGUGGCCCGCUUAAUUGUUCUUACAGAAGAUCAGCCAAACUUGGAGAUAAACCACCAUGCAGACAAGUCCCUCGAUAGCUUCUGUAAAUGGCAGAAAUCCAUUCUCUCUCACCAAAGUGAUGGAAACACCAUUCCAGAAAAUGGGAUUGCCCACCACGAUAAUGCUGUUCUUAUUACUAGAUAUGAUAUCUGCACUUAUAAAAAUAAGCCAUGUGGAACAUUGGGCUUGGCCUCUGUGGCUGGAAUGUGUGAGCCUGAAAGGAGCUGCAGCAUUAAUGAAGACAUUGGCCUGGGUUCAGCUUUUACCAUUGCACAUGAGAUUGGUCACAAUUUUGGUAUGAACCAUGAUGGAAUUGGAAAUUCUUGUGGGACGAAAGGUCAUGAAGCAGCAAAACUUAUGGCAGCUCACAUUACUGCAAAUACCAAUCCUUUUUCCUGGUCUGCCUGCAGUCGAGACUAUAUCACCAGCUUUCUAGAUUCAGGCCGUGGUACUUGCCUUGAUAAUGAGCCUCCCAAGCGUGACUUUCUUUAUCCAGCUGUGGCCCCAGGUCAGGUGUAUGAUGCUGAUGAGCAAUGCCGUUUCCAAUAUGGAGCAACAUCCCGCCAAUGUAAAUAUGGGGAAGUGUGUAGAGAGCUCUGGUGUCUCAGCAAAAGCAACCGUUGUGUCACCAACAGUAUUCCUGCAGCUGAAGGAACACUCUGUCAAACUGGGAAUAUUGAAAAGGGGUGGUGUUAUCAGGGAGAUUGUGUUCCUUUUGGCACUUGGCCCCAGAGCAUAGAUGGGGGCUGGGGUCCCUGGUCACUAUGGGGAGAGUGCAGCAGGACCUGCGGGGGAGGCGUCUCCUCAUCCCUAAGACACUGUGACAGUCCAGCACCUUCAGGAGGUGGAAAAUAUUGCCUUGGGGAAAGGAAACGGUAUCGCUCCUGUAACACAGAUCCAUGUCCUUUGGGGGCCCGAGAUUUUCGAGAGAAACAGUGUGCAGACUUUGACAAUAUGCCUUUCCGUGGAAAGUAUUAUAACUGGAAACCCUAUACUGGAGGUGGGGUAAAACCUUGUGCAUUAAAUUGCUUGGCUGAAGGUUACAACUUCUACACUGAACGUGCCCCUGCAGUGAUUGAUGGGACUCAGUGCAAUGCGGACUCACUGGAUAUCUGUAUCAAUGGGGAAUGCAAGCAUGUAGGUUGUGAUAAUAUUUUGGGAUCUGAUGCUAGGGAAGAUAGAUGUCGAGUCUGUGGAGGGGAUGGAAGCACAUGUGAUGCCAUCGAAGGGUUCUUCAAUGAUUCGUUGCCCAGAGGAGGCUACAUGGAAGUAGUCCAGAUACCAAGAGGCUCUGUUCAUAUUGAAGUCAGAGAAGUUGCCAUGUCGAAGAACUAUAUUGCUUUGAAAUCUGAAGGAGAUGAUUACUAUAUUAAUGGUGCCUGGACUAUUGACUGGCCUCGGAAGUUUGAUGUUGCUGGGACUGCUUUUCACUACAAGAGACCAACUGAUGAACCAGAAUCUUUGGAAGCUCUAGGUCCCACCUCAGAAAAUCUCAUUGUCAUGGUUCUCCUUCAGGAACAGAAUUUGGGAAUUAGGUAUAAAUUCAAUGUUCCCAUCACUCGGACCGGCAGUGGAGACAAUGAAGUUGGCUUUUCAUGGAAUCAUCAGCCUUGGUCAGAAUGCUCAACUACUUGUGCCGGAGGUGUCCAAAGACAGGAGGUGGUCUGUAAAAGAUUGGAUGACAACUCUAUUGUCCAGAACAAUUACUGUGACCCAGACAGUAAGCCACCUGAAAAUCAAAGAGCCUGCAACACUGAGCCCUGCCCACCUGAGUGGUUCAUUGGGGAUUGGUUGGAGUGUAGCAAGACUUGUGAUGGUGGAAUGCGCACCAGGGCAGUGCUCUGCAUCAGGAAGAUUGGACCUUCUGAGGAGGAGACACUGGACUACAGUGGUUGUUUAACACACCGGCCUAUUGAAAAAGAGUCCUGCAACAACCAGUCUUGUCCACCUCAGUGGGUGGCUUUGGACUGGUCAGAAUGUACUCCCAAAUGUGGUCCAGGAUUCAAGCAUCGGAUUGUUCUGUGCAAGAGCAGUGACCUCUCUAAAACAUUCCCAGCUGCGCAGUGUCCAGAAGAGAGCAAACCCCCUGUCCGUAUCCGCUGCAGUUUGGGCCGCUGCCCUCCUCCUCGCUGGGUGACUGGAGACUGGGGCCAGUGUUCUGCUCAGUGUGGCCUUGGCCAGCAGAUGAGGACUGUGCAGUGUCUCUCCUACACUGGACAGGCAUCUGUUGACUGUCCAGAAACUGUUCGACCUCCAUCAAUGCAGCAGUGUGAAAGCAAAUGUGACAGUACCCCCAUUUCCAAUACUGAAGAGUGCAAAGAUGUGAACAAAGUGGCUUAUUGCCCACUGGUGCUGAAGUUCAAGUUCUGUAGUCGAGCAUACUUCAGACAGAUGUGUUGUAAGACCUGCCAAGGACACUGACCCACCGAAAGCCAGAGAGAGCGUCUUGUCAUUUCAUCGUGGAAAUGCGUCCAUCAAAGAGAGUCACCCAGAGGAAGAGGAUUGAUGUCCUUGCAAAUGCAUUACCCUGUGGAAAACGUAACCACUGGUCAGCCCUAGCUGACAGGAUUUCAAUAUUAUUUUAACUUCUGUGAAGUGGGAUUUAUUGAUCCAAAGUGCUGGACACGGUAUUAAGGAGGGAAUGCCAGAUCAGAGAGAUCCAAACAACACAGGGAGACUUGCUUACUAUGGAACGUCUGUGUUCUUUCGAGUAAAUCCAAUAGCCUGUUUACCUCCUUGGACCAUUAAGAUAAUUUUUAUUAUGGACUUAGCAAUGACACUGAAUCCAUUUGUAUUUAAAACUGUUUAAAAUGUAGCUGUUAUGACUUGGUCAACUAUGGAAGUAAAAGAAGAUUCAGAAAUCUUAAGUCAUAGCUUAAAAAUAUUUACUAUACUUUAUCUCACUACAACAGCACCACAACUGAAAUUCUAAAAUGGGCUUUUAACUGUAAUUUAAGGAGCAAUUAUAAAUCAAAAGUAAUGAAAUUUCGUAUGAUUUUUCUUCAUUCCACUUAAUUUCCUUAGGAAUAACCCCCCUGUUCUGAACACUGCUGUGAGCCAUAUAUAAACUAUAUUAAACCGAACAACAGUGAAGGAAUUAGCUGAAGGCAGUGCAUCAGUUACUGCAGCUGUGCGAGUCUAUAAAUCCUGUGCUAAAAGACUGUGGCCAACUUGCCAUUGUGCAAGUGAAGCUGAGAUUUCCAUUAAAACUUUAAGAGAAAAACAUUUCGAUUUCAUGCAGAAGCCAGACCAGGGGUAUGGUAGAGACCGAAGAAACAGGCCCUUUGCUGCCAUCACACAGGAUGCCUCAGUUCUUCUUUGGUUCACCCCAACUCAGUUGUGUUGACAUCCUCACCGGCCACAGAACAGCUUCUGCCCCGUUGGACUGUUGCACGCGUGUUGAGCUUACUGAAAUGAUGCCGUGCAAAAGAUAGACUGGCUCAGUAACAACCAGGCAGACCCUUUUGCUGACAAUUGUGAUGGGUUCCAGAUGUCCCUUCUUUGAUAUGGCAGAAGGGCAUUUAUUUAUAUGAAAGCAAGUGUGUGUGUGUGCGGGCGCUUUUGAGUGUGUGGGUUAGAUGAGUGUGCUUGCACAUAAAUGUGCUAUUUUUGUGAGUUUUAAAGUAGGCAAGGGAUAACAACCAAAGAAGAAAAACUCAUGAAGCCUAAAGAUCAUAAAGCAUAAUUUUAAUAGUCACUCAACCAACUAUUUUGUAUUUUUUAUGGAUACUCUGAAUGGCAAUCAAAUGUGAAACCAAGUUUCUUGGGCAAGUCAAAUUCUAGAAUCAAAUCCAGAAUCCUAAAUUAAAUCAGCUAGCUCGUAUUUUUCCUAUCCACAAGUAAUUUCGUGUCAUGGCCAUCAAAAGCUUCAACAGUGGGAUCAAAAGAAAAGGGAAAAAAAGAGGGUACUUAUUUGUAUUUUGUACUUGAACACUUGUAGCUUGCAGCAGGUUCUUGAUGAAUGUGCUUUGUAUCCUACAGGUGUGUACACCGUGCUACACCAACACCUCAAACUCCAACCAAAUGGCUACUUUGUAAAGAUACUACUUGCAGUAAAGAGUAUGUUUGACUUAAACCCGUCACUGUGUGUGCUCAAACUACAUGUCAGGUGUAUAAGCUACGCCGUGACCUAAGGUAGAGGUUAGUUUUUUUUUGCUUUUUUUUUUUUCCCAGAAAGGAAAAGAGACUCACAGACUUCAAAAACCAACCUAAACUUCAGGUUUGCUAUGGACAGUCAGCACGGGAUGUUCCGCACACUCAGUCGUGGUCAUCCCUAUUUUCUCGCCUGCUUUCUCUCUCAACACCACAGCUCAUGUCCCUGAGCUUGCCAGAGAAAGCUACUGACGAUACACAACAAUUGCCAGGGCCCCUCUGUAUACUGCCCUGAAAAGACGAGCCAAAGCACCAUCUAUUCAGUGAAGGGGAGGCAGCCCAUGAGCAGCGUGGCCCCAGCACUGAAUUCCCUCCGUCCCUUGCAAAGAGCAGUUAACUUGGUGCUAAUAUGCCCUGGUGAAGUAAAUAAAAGAUGAGUACUUUUUGUGGCAUUUUAGGCAUAGGUUUCCUGUCAGGAUCUGUUUUUCCCCAACAUAAAUAUCAGCUCAUGUUUGUAUUCCAAAAAGAUUUCUUACAUUACUGACUUAAGUCUAUUCUACACCUCACCUGGAAACUAACGUUGUGAGGACCGUUGCCCUGGGCUCCCUUGACUAACGGUAGAAGAGGGGAGAGCUAGUGUUCCCCCAGAAGUGUGCACCAGCCUCAAGGCCAGGAGCAGAGGGCUUCCAGGCGCAGCAUCAGAUUACUCCGCUAGAAGGAACCAAGCACAGCAUGUAACAGGACUAAACCUGAGUGGGGAAACAAAUCAUAUUCUACAGCACAUCACAAUACCGCUGCUAACUGUGCAGUCAACCACAUGGCUACGUGAUAUGCUCUCUUCCUAAAUAUAGCAAUAGGAUUGUCAGUGGAGGCUGAGCCACCAUGGCAGGCCCUCCAAAGUACUGUGCUAUGUGGACUACUUAGGGAGGCCCAAGGAAACUGGUACCCCAUGACUGAGAGCAGUAUCUGCCACUGGCAAAAAGUCCUGCCGAAAAAGGAAAGGUAAAUAUACCCAACUGAUUAAAGCCCUUAAGAUACAUAUGACUCCCCAAACAGUCCAUUUCAUUAGGAAUUUUUUGGAGUGAAUGUCACAUAGGUAUCCUUAAUAAUACAGAAUGAAAUUACCUUUGUAUUAUUGUGAUUAGUUGUUGCUUAUUAUUUUAUACUCAGUAUUAAUGUGGUACACUGUUACUUUUUUUUUUGCUUUUGUAAAUUAUAUUCUAAUUUAUUGCCAUGUUUCCUAACACUUGUCCUACAUUCAUUCUCCUGCUUGUAAUGAAAAUGAGAAAAUCAUUGUAACACUUGAUGGAGUGAAAUUCCACACCAGGCACAGAUUUUUUUUUUUGACAUAGAUAAUUUAGUAAAAAUAAAAAUUCAGCUUGUAAGAAUGAUUCAGAUGAAAGUUGUCUAUUCCCUGAAAAGCUGGUGUUAAACUUGCAGUAGGAGGAAUCUAUCCUUUGGAAUACCACACUACACUACCCAAAUUAUCCAGGUAGUAUCCAGGAUUGAGAGAAUUUGUUGUAUCCUUAUUACCCUCCUCAGAGAUUUCAUUUAUUUUUAUUUCAGGACUAUUAAAUAUAAGGGCUUUGGGUAUUUCUGGUGGAUCUCUAUCCCCAGAGGCCACUAGUCAGCUAUUCUAACCCUAGAAAGGAAGACCUGAUUGACCCAUGACUCUUUUGCCUUCCUCUUUCUUUUGCUUUCCAUGUAAAUUCUUUAGCAUAGAAGAGGUUGCAAGACAUUUCAUUAUGGAAAAGGUGCUGGACAAAAGUAUUGACACUUGUAGAAGGAUCUUUCUACUUAAAUUCAAUAGGGAGCAUAGGAACAUGAGGGGCAUAUUUUUCCAUCUCCAGACAUUUCCUCUCAGGCUAAACUAAUGGUUCAGCCACUGCUGAGCUGGGGUAUACUGUCACAUGCAAAGGUAACUCAGCAAUUUUUAAAACUCGGCAACUAAAAUGAAGGUAACCCUCCUGCAUGCUUAGCUAUUUGAGUAUGUUCAUAAUGACAAUUUCAUCAAUUACAUAAGAAGAUGUGGAACGCCCAGGCAGGUUGUGCUUCAGUCUGCUUACCUCCGUAUCCACACAUUCAACUUGAUACACUAGAAGAAAUCAGGUGCGAUGAUUAAAUAGUCUUGGAGAGUAUUUCUUCAGGGUCAUUCUAGGAGUCAAAAGGGGCUGGAGUAUUAUGAAGGCUCAGUGAAUGAGAAGACUGUGGGACCAGCUGUAUCAUCUUCCCACUGGAUUUGCAAAGGGUAGUUCUGCUAGAGGUUGGGAAGGGGGAAAUAAUGAGAAAUAAGGUUUGCCUUAGCUUAGAUUCCUCAGAUGUGAGUCUGUUUGUUUACAGUUGUUUUUAAGCUUCCAGUUAACUGUUUUCUCCCUUUGAAAUAUCUAAAAGGUUCUUUCCUACUUAGGGCCCUGAUCCAAGGACAAUCCACCCUUGUGGAGAUCUCUGCCACUCUCCAAAGAGCACUUAGGAUCAUCCUUGAGCGUUUAUGCUCCAAAAGGCCAGAGCAUGUUCCUGUCUGACAGCCCCCCACACCAUUUCCAGACAUGCCAGAUGGCCUCACUGACCUAUUUCAACACAACUGGAGCAGAAUGAUUCCUGUGUUGGCUUCGGGUAAGUUUCAAGAAAGGUGGGUUUCUCUGUUUCAGUCAGAGCUAGACCAUCAGGUUGCUGCCAGCAAACAAAUUCCUUGACCUUCUGCGGUGGGUCUACAGAGUGGAACCAGGUGUUCUUUCAGCCCAUGCCAGAAUGUACUGGCCGCCCAACUGGCCACCUGCCUCCACCCCACCGACUGGGCUUUGGCUGGCCUUCUACCAAACAGCUGUGCUGGGAGCCACAGGUGGCCGCCCACGCUUGUGCCCAGGCCAGCAGCUGCACUGGCCUGAAUCAGCCUGGUGAGAUGGACCUCAUGUGCCUCUGCCCCUCUGCCCCACCUCCUGAGGAGAAGGAAAACUAAAGCUUCAGUACACUAAGAAAUGUUUGUGUGGUCGAAAGACAAUCACAACACUUACUGUUCUCUCCCCCAUCAACAAUUUGGGUAUUUUGUUUUUAAUGAUUCAAAUGAAUCUGAUGUAAAUGAUUAGACAUUAAGUUCCUGUUUUAGAGGGGGUAUAGUUUUGUAAAUAUAAAA
Molecule: messenger RNA, 9159 nt
Organism: Mustela erminea (ermine)
Lineage: Eukaryota; Metazoa; Chordata; Mammalia; Carnivora; Mustelidae
Gene: ADAMTS6
Product: ADAM metallopeptidase with thrombospondin type 1 motif 6
Exons: 26
Coding region: 1005-4358 (1117 amino acids)
Biological process (GO): extracellular matrix organization; proteolysis
Cellular component (GO): extracellular matrix
Molecular function (GO): metalloendopeptidase activity
Source: RefSeq, a predicted model, not a curated record